Panicum virgatum (switchgrass) is the source of this 1397-nucleotide messenger RNA. Its product is annotated as mitochondrial uncoupling protein 1-like. Gene Ontology annotation, biological process: mitochondrial transmembrane transport; mitochondrial transport. NCBI's taxonomy places the organism in Eukaryota, Viridiplantae, Streptophyta, Magnoliopsida, Poales, Poaceae. The coding region runs from base 16 to 1020 and encodes 334 amino acids. Gene Ontology annotation, molecular function: oxidative phosphorylation uncoupler activity. Gene Ontology annotation, cellular component: mitochondrial membrane. The record is from RefSeq and is a predicted model, not a curated record. The transcript is spliced from 9 exons.
CCCGUCUAAUUAUACAUGUGCAGCACACUCCCUACUGUUUACUCUAGUCCAGUAGUCCGUGAAAGAACGAAAGCCCAGCCAACCGACCCCCGGCGGAUUGCCGACUGGAUUCCUCUCGUCCCCCACCAAACCUCAGCAGCGGAGCGGCCGCCGCCGGCGAGACUGGGGGCAUGGCGACGGCCUCCUCCGCUGCUGUAUUCUUCAGCAGCGCCUUCGCCGCCUGCCUCGCUGAGCCAAAGUACGCCUUCAGCUGCAAAGGAAGACACCGUCACUGCCAGCGCCACUUGCGUCUGCAGCCAUAAGUGGAGGAAUGUUGGCCACAAUCUUGUGCAUCGCCAGGGAGGAAGGUGUGGCUGCGCUCUGGAAGGGCAUCAUCCCUGGCCUUCACCGUCAGUUCCUCUACGGCGGCCUCCGCAUCGGCUUGUGAAAGCUUUCUUUGUGGGGGGUACUGCUGUGACUGAUGUCAGUUUACUAAGCAAAAUUCUUGCUGCUCUUACCACUGGUGUCAUAGCAAUUGUUGUGGCAAAUCCAACUGAUCUUGUCAAAGUUAGAUUGCAAGCUGAUGGAAAGGCUAACACUGUCAAGAGAAACUAUUCUGGAGCCCUUAAUGCAUAUGCUACAAUAAUCAGACAGGAAGGCAUCGGAGCUUUGUGGACUGGCCUUGGUCCAAAUGUUGCACGCAAUGCCAUAAUUAAUGCUGCUGAGUUGGCCAGCUACGACCAAUUCAAGCAGAUGUUUCUAAAACUUCCUGGGUUUACUGAUAACGUUUUUACCCAUCUUUUAGCUGGACUUGGUGCUGGGUUUUUUGCUGUUUGCAUUGGCUCUCCAGUGGAUGUGGUGAAAUCAAGAAUGAUGGGUGAUUCAACGUACAGAAGUACACUUGAUUGUUUUGCCAAGACAUUAAAGAAUGAUGGACCUGGUGCUUUCUACAAGGGGUUCAUUGCAAACUUUUGUCGGAUUGGGUCAUGGAAUGUGAUAAUGUUCUUAACUCUAGAGCAGGUUAGAAGAUUGUUUCUGUAAGGUUGACGCCAGCACUGCGAGCAGGAGCUGCGCGGGACAAGCGGAUGGUGACAUGACAUAUAUGGUGGGCUUAUGUACAUGCAUGGUUGCACAUGAUGAUUAAGGGAAAAUCUACAGGUUCCCAUGUUGGCAACAUACAGAAAGCAGUCAUGCCAUACUGCCACAUCUUCCUAUCAUUUAGAUUGCAUAGGAAUACGCUCUCAUGUUUAUUUUGAUUACUACAAGUUGUAAUUUCCUAUCACAGAUCGAUCAUGGAACCGGUCAGUGUUGGUAUAUUGUGGAGAACAACAGAUCGACAAGUACUUCGUGUUGCGAAGUUUACAACCAUUCAGAUGUAUCCAAUACUGAUGCUGAUGCAAUAUCCAUAUAUACGUUCA